CCGGAUCUCAGCCGCUCCGCUCCUUGUCGGACCCCCGAGGCACGUCCAGGCCCCCCAGGAUGUCGCAGCUGGUGGAGUGCGUCCCCAACUUCUCUGAGGGGAACGACCGAGAGGUCAUCGAUGCGAUCGCCGGGGCCAUCUCCCAGACGUCAGGCUGCGUCUUGCUGGAUGUGGACGCGGGCCCUUCCACCAACCGAACCGUGUACACCUUCGUGGGCCCCCCGGAAGACGUCGUGGAGGGGGCCUUGAAGGCCGCUCGAGUGGCCUUCCAGCUCAUUGACAUGAGCAGACACAAAGGUGAACAUCCCCGAAUGGGCGCCCUCGACGUCUGCCCCUUCAUCCCAGUGAAGAAUGUCACGAUGGACGAGUGUGUUUUGUGUGCUCACGCCUUUGGCCAGCGACUGGCGCAGGAGCUCGGGGUGCCAGUUUAUUUGUAUGGAGAAGCGGCUCAGCAGGAACAAAGGAGGACAUUGCCUGCCAUCCGAGCAGGCGAAUAUGAAGCUCUGCCUGAAAAACUCAAGAAGGCUGAGUGGGCUCCUGAUUUUGGUCCCAGCACCUUUGUGCCCAGCUGGGGAGCCACAGUUACCGGGGCUCGGAAGUUCCUCAUCGCAUUCAAUAUCAACCUUAUCUGUACCAAGGAGCAGGCCCAUCGGAUUGCCCUGAAUAUCCGAGAGCAGGGACGGGGGAAGGACCAGCCUGGGCGGCUGAGGAAGGUUCAGGGCAUAGGCUGGUACCUGGAUGAGAAGAACAUUGCCCAGGUGUCUACCAACCUUCUGGAUUUCGAAAUCACUGCCCUCCACACUGUGUAUGAAGAGACCUGCAAAGAUGCCCAGGAGCUGAACCUGCCGGUUGUGGGCUCUCAGCUGGUGGGCCUGGUUCCUCUGAAGGCCCUGCUCGAUGCGGCAGAGUUUUACUGCAAGGAGGAAAGCCUCUUCAUUCUGGAGGAGGAGCACAAAAUCCGACUGGUGGUGAAUCGAUUGGGCCUGGACUCCUUGGCCCCCUUUCAUCCAAAGGAGCGCAUUAUUGAGUACAUGGUACAGGAUGGUGCCGCGAGCGGGAGCCUGGUCUCCAAGUCGCUUUGUGCUUUUGUCCAUGAUGUCGGGGCCCGUUCUGCAGCUCCUGGGGGUGGCUCUGUGGCCGCAGCUGUGGCCGCCAUGGGGGCAGCGCUGGGCUCCAUGGUGGGGCUGAUGACCUAUGGCAAGCGGCAGUUUGAGCACCUGGACCCAACCAUGAGGAGGCUCAUCCCUCCUUUUCAUCAAGCAAUGAAAGAGCUGCUGGUGAUGGUGGACACGGACUCAGAGGCCUUCAAUGGCUACAUGGAAGCGAUGAAGAUGCCCAAAAACACGCCCGAGGAGAAGGAAAGGCGCUCGGCCGCCAUGCAGGAAGGGCUCAAAAAGGCCGUCGGCGUCCCCUUGGGUCUGGCGCAGAAGGUGAACGCCCUGUGGCCCAGUGUGAAGGAGAUGGCGCGCCAUGGGAACUUCUCGUGCAAAUCGGACCUGCAGGUGGCGGCCAAGGCGCUGGAGACGGGCGUUUGGGGCGCCUACUUCAAUGUCCUCAUCAACCUAAAGGACGUCAGUGAUGAACGCUUUCGGGCCCAGAUGCUCGCAAGCAUUUCUCACCUCCUGGAGGAGGCUCAGAGCAGCGCUGCCUCCGUGCUGGAGUCCCUGGCGGCCCGGACAGAGUGAGAGCCGAGGGCGAGGGCGCCCCCCGCCAGCCACGAAGCCCUGGCCCUGCUCGGGGACGCGCCCAUGCCAGGGGAGGGGGCAGGGCUCAAAAAUAAAGGGGCUCCCCGAGCGCCGCCCUGGAA
Molecule: messenger RNA, 1807 nt
Organism: Antechinus flavipes (yellow-footed antechinus)
Lineage: Eukaryota; Metazoa; Chordata; Mammalia; Dasyuromorphia; Dasyuridae
Gene: FTCD
Product: formimidoyltransferase cyclodeaminase
Exons: 14
Coding region: 60-1685 (541 amino acids)
Molecular function (GO): transferase activity; folic acid binding
Source: RefSeq, a predicted model, not a curated record